This is a messenger RNA of Syngnathus acus (greater pipefish), 1430 nucleotides long. RefSeq names its product voltage-gated potassium channel subunit beta-2-like. The record is from RefSeq and is a predicted model, not a curated record. The coding region runs from base 85 to 1344 and encodes 419 amino acids. Gene Ontology annotation, cellular component: voltage-gated potassium channel complex; cytoplasm; membrane. Gene Ontology annotation, biological process: potassium ion transport; regulation of potassium ion transmembrane transport. The transcript is spliced from 15 exons. Lineage: Eukaryota; Metazoa; Chordata; Actinopteri; Syngnathiformes; Syngnathidae. Gene Ontology annotation, molecular function: transmembrane transporter binding; potassium channel regulator activity; voltage-gated potassium channel activity.
UGAUAGGUCGGAUUAGUGCGAAGGCUUGGUAUAAAAUCAUGCGAACCCGCGGGUGGAUAAAGGUGGACGGACGGACAACCAGCCAUGUUUGCAAGCCGGGCCCCAGCCACGGUGGGAAAAGGCGCCAAGUUUUCUGUGGAAGAGCUGUAUGGUUUCACCAAGAAGCCCAAGGUUGCCAGAGGACAUUGUGGCAAAGUGGACAAAGCAGACAGCAGGAAGGAUGUGAAGGAGAAAGAAGAAUCGAUGCUGGCGUCUCACAUUCUGGAGGCGGCCAAGAAGGUGAUGGAGAGGCGGCGGCUGGAAAUCUACAUGAGGGAGUGUGACGUCACCAUGGAGGACAGCGGCAUGCCCUACAGAUAUCUUGGAAAAACUGGACUCAGAGUGUCCUGUUUGGGACUCGGAACGUGGGUCACGUUUGGCUCUCAGAUCUCAGAUGAGAUGGCAGACAGUCUAAUGACGUUGGCAUACGACAAUGGCAUCAACUUGUUUGACACGGCUGAGAUCUACGCCUCUGGCAGGGCUGAGACAACUUUGGGAAACAUACUGGAGAAGAAAAGCUGGAGGCGGUCCAGCUAUGUGGUGACCACGAAAAUCUACUGGGGAGGACAGGCCGAGACAGAGCGGGGGCUGUCGCGGAAACACAUCAUUGAAGGACUGCGCGGUUCUCUGGCCAGGCUGAAGCUGGACUAUGUCGACAUCGUCUUUGCCAACAGAAACGACGUCAACUCGCCCAUGGAGGAGGUGGUGCGAGCUAUGACAUUUGUGAUCAACCAGGGCAUGGCCAUGUACUGGGGCACCUCACGCUGGAAUGCGAUGGAGAUCAUGGAAGCGUACUCCAUCGCUCGACAGUUUAAUCUAAUUCCUCCGGUGUGUGAGCAGGCCGAGUAUCACUACUUCCAGCGAGACAAAGUGGAACUACACUUGCCAGAACUCUACCACAAGAUUGGAGUCGGGGCCAUGACUUGGUCACCUUUAGCCUGCGGAAUGCUCACAGGAAAAUACAACGGUGGCAUUCCUCAACGCUCUAGAGCGGCCAUGAAGGGUCACGGGUGGCUCAAAGAGCGUCUCUGCAGUGACGAGGGUAAGCAGCAGUUGAGUAAAGUCAAGGAGCUCUACCUGCUGGCGGACAGGCUCGAGUGCACCCCCGCUCAGCUUGCAAUCGCCUGGUGUCUGCGCAGUGACGGCGUCAGUUCAGUUCUACUGGGCGUCUCCAACACAGAGCAGCUGAUGGAGAAUCUCAGCUCCAUCCAGGUCAUGUCCCUGCUGACUCCAGCCCUCAUCGCAGAGAUGGACGAGUUGCUAGGCAACAAGCCCCGGAAGCCCAAAAAGGAGGCAAAGAUCUAAGAAGCAGUGUUUAAAGUGACCCCGAUGUCAAUUAACAACAUUUCCCAUUUGACAAAUAAAAUAAAUUAGUUUAUGUUAUUGUCGAA